This is a messenger RNA of Pollicipes pollicipes, 819 nucleotides long. RefSeq names its product atlastin-2-like. The record is from RefSeq and is a predicted model, not a curated record. Gene Ontology annotation, molecular function: GTPase activity; GTP binding. Bases 1 to 819 code for a protein of 272 amino acids. The transcript has a single exon. NCBI's taxonomy places the organism in Eukaryota, Metazoa, Arthropoda, Thecostraca, Pollicipedomorpha, Pollicipedidae.
AUGAAUAACGUGCAGAACGAUGAUCUGGAACAUCUGCAGCUGUUCACAGAGUACGGUCGCAUGGCGCUCGAUGAUGAAGGCAGCGGCGCACCCUUCCAGAAGCUACUCUUCCUUAUCCGUGACUGGCAGUUCACUGAGAUUUCGCUGGGAGCAGCCGGAGGCAAGGAAGUUAUUGACGAAUGGCUCAAAGAACCCAGUGGGAAUCAGGAGCAAGAAAAAGUCCGCAAGCAUAUAAGAGAUUGUUUUACUGAGAUCAGCGGAUUUCUACUGCCGUAUCCCGGAAAGAAAGUCGCCUGCGGCGGAAAAUUAAACGUAUGUGCUGGGGACAUGGAGGAGGACUUUGUCCAGUAUCUGAAUGAGUUGAUGCCCAUUCUCCUGGCACCAGGGAACCUGAAGAUCAGAACGGUCGCAGGCAAUCCCAUGAAAGCCCGAGAUCUGGCAAACUACCUGAAAAUGUACCUGGACCUGUUCAAGGGCGACAAGAUCCCCAAGCCACAGAACAUUCUCCAAGUGACGGCCGAGACCAACAACAUGGUAGCACGCCAGGAAGCGAGGUUACAGUACAUCAAAGACAUGGAGAGUGUCCUGGGCGGCGACAGAUCUGCGCUGAGUGAAGGCGACCUGUUCAGGCAUCACAUAGAAUCCACGCACAGGGCUGAAACCACGUUCAAGAAACCGCAAGAAGAUGGGAAGACUGGAAAAGUAUCGGAAUUCAACCACGGCGAACUGCUCAAGGAGAUGGAAGAGUGGUUUAAGCCCGUUGAGAGGCUCAACAAGAUAAAGCUUGAAGAAGAACGGCUGCAAGGCGGAAAAGUUUAA